This is a messenger RNA of Nematocida parisii ERTm1, 453 nucleotides long. RefSeq lists its product as uncharacterized. The record is from RefSeq and is a predicted model, not a curated record. Bases 1 to 453 code for a protein of 150 amino acids. The transcript has a single exon. NCBI's taxonomy places the organism in Eukaryota, Fungi, Microsporidia.
AUGAUGGCUUCCAAACAAAUAAUGUAUACAGAAGACACCCGGCUGUUAUCGAUUCGAGGUAUUCUUAUGUAUGGUGUUGGCUUGCUAUUAGUAGUAUUUCCACUUUGUCUUUUUCCCUGGAUAAUAACCCAAAAAGAAAAAAUAGGCCCCCCCAAAAAACCUAUAAUAAAAGAGAAGCCUGCUCUACCCAAGCAUUCUAAUGAGAAUAAAGAAAAGUGCGAGGUUAUUUCAGUACCGCAUAUAGAAAAAGAUGUCACUACGAAAGAGCAGCACGAUAGAAGUGAUGAGCCAGAAGAAAUCGAUAUGAAUCCGAUUUAUUUAAGUAAAGUACUGAAGUAUGUGUUCUAUUUAGAAACCAACUCAGACUUUAUAAGCCAGGAGUUUUCUAGCAGCUUUAUUGUAAAAAUGGAUAAUAUAGAAUAUGAGAGCAUGGAUGACACAAAUUCUGAAUAG